AUGGCGUCAGAAGAGCAAGUCGUGUUAGACGAGACCGUUUUAUUAGAAGAUCUUCAACAGGAAGCGUUGGACGUGUUUAAGCAGGUGAAUUUCGAUUGCAUUGAGCUAAUUACAUUUCAACGAUCACAGUUUGAAGCAAAGCUUGCCUUAUUCCCUGAAUUCGUCGUAAACAACUUGUGGGAAGUUGUUUCCGAGUGGAGGACCCUUAACGAUCUUGACUUCAACUUCACAAUCGAAGACGGAAUCGACUCGGACCAGAUCAACAGUGAAAGCGAAGCGACGAGCCCAUCCCAGCGCGCCAUUUCACCGAUCGAGACGCCAGCUGGAUGCUCCGGCAAGGACGGCACGGAUCUUGUUGUCCCCGGCCAGAACGGGCUCGCAAAUUCUAACACCGAUCCGGUGGAAUCGAUCCCGAGCCUGAGCGGAAGUUGCGCGACGAACUCUUCCCGGAACGCAAUUCUGCCGAUCAAGACGCCAGUUGGAGGCGCUGGCACGUCCCGGAUCGCCGUUCUUUCGAACGCAAAGGAAACGGAUCUUGUGGCCGCCGGCCAGACUGGCCUCGCGAAUUCUAACACCGGAUCGGUAGGAUCGAUCCCGAGCCUGAGCGGAAGUUGCGAGAUUGGAAAGUAGAAGAGUAUGAUGAUAACUAUUUAGCAUAUAAGACUGAAGAGAGAUUAGAUACAAUGUGCAUUAUAAGUUUAAAUUUAGUUGAGGGACCGCCAUUUUCCAUUCAUGAAAUUAAUGGAGCAUAUUAUUUCAGACCAAAUAUAGGAUUCUAAGUUGAAUAACCGAUUGUAUCUACUCCUAAGAAUUGUUUACUUAAAUACAA
This is a messenger RNA of Culex quinquefasciatus (southern house mosquito), 829 nucleotides long. RefSeq lists its product as uncharacterized. Bases 1 to 630 code for a protein of 209 amino acids. Lineage: Eukaryota; Metazoa; Arthropoda; Insecta; Diptera; Culicidae. The record is from RefSeq and is a predicted model, not a curated record. The transcript is spliced from 4 exons.